Messenger RNA from Loa loa (African eye worm), 311 nucleotides. RefSeq lists its product as hypothetical. The record is from RefSeq and is a predicted model, not a curated record. The transcript has a single exon. The coding region runs from base 1 to 216 and encodes 71 amino acids. NCBI's taxonomy places the organism in Eukaryota, Metazoa, Nematoda, Chromadorea, Rhabditida, Onchocercidae.
AUGGGCUGGGCUGCAUGGCGCUCCCUUUUCCAUUGCUACUACUGCCGAUGUUGUGCUGCAAUAUGCCGAGCAGAGCAGUAUAACGAUGGACGAUGGGAAGGCACCAAGUCGAAGGAUGCAAUAUUGAGAGGCUCGGGUAUAUGUCUGUCGCCGAAGGUCGGUUUCCUUGGUGGCACCUGCCCACCUCGUUCAUCUAUUGAGCUCUGGUCGUCGUAGGUUGGUAAUCAUUUCGAAAUCCUAAAGUAUGGGAUGGGAAGAGCACUGAACUGAAAGAAAGGAGAUGACAAGAGAGGAUGGACGAUUGCUUUUGC